Molecule: messenger RNA, 609 nt
Organism: Closterium sp. NIES-67
Lineage: Eukaryota; Viridiplantae; Streptophyta; Zygnematophyceae; Desmidiales; Closteriaceae
Source: the annotation of a GenBank genome assembly
GCUAAGGUGACGCAAGCUACGGCGACGCCAGCAAAGGCGACGCCUGCGAAACCUGCUGGGAAGGAUGGUGCAGCAAAGGCUGCUGCUGUUGCGAAAGCUGCUGUGGUUUAGGUCGGUGCUGGGAUGAGUGCAGCUGUGAAGACUGCACCUACUGCAGGGGUGACGGCUGAACCGAGCAGCAGUGGGAAGGCAGCAGCCAAGGGUGUGGUGAGUGCAGUGGCAAAAAAUGCGUCUGGAAUUCCCAAGCCGGCGCCUGGGAUUCCUAAGCCUGCGGCUGGAAUACCCAAGCGUGCGUCUGCGAUUCCCAAGCCUGCGUCUGGACAUCCCAAGCCUGCUUCGGGAAUUCCCAAGCCUGCGUCAAGAUUAGCAGCAGCAGCUGUGGCAGUCUAGUGAAGGUGCAAAGCAUCAGGCGGAUCCAGUGCCUCAGCAGUCGGUCAUGGAGGGUGGAAGGUCAUUUGAAGCGGUUAGAUGGGCAUGGGGCUUGUUUGGUGGGGGCUAGUGGCAGGUGAAUGGAGGGUCGUACCCCUUUUUCCACCCUGCUCGCAGGGUGUUGUGGGAGAGAUGGGAGGAGAGGCGGAAGAAUGUGGACUGCUGGAGUGUGGUCAAUGG